Musa acuminata AAA Group (dessert banana) is the source of this 2490-nucleotide messenger RNA. Its product is annotated as probable arabinosyltransferase ARAD1. Gene Ontology annotation, molecular function: glycosyltransferase activity. The coding region runs from base 698 to 2155 and encodes 485 amino acids. Lineage: Eukaryota; Viridiplantae; Streptophyta; Magnoliopsida; Zingiberales; Musaceae. The record is from RefSeq and is a predicted model, not a curated record. The transcript is spliced from 2 exons.
UAGUGUUGUUUAUGUUCUCUCUUCCUCUGUUACGAAACGUCGAAUGGCCGUGUGGUGGAGACGGAAGAGCCCGCAUCCACAGAGAGGUCCGAAAUCUCCGCCAAUCGAGCGAGAGGGAACCAUCCGAGUUGCUCACCGCACGAAGAGCAGCUUCAAGAAUCGAUUUUGAUGGUGAUGCCUUCCUUUCCGUCCGCACAUUCACCGUCGACAUGAGACACAAGUCUUUUCCCCUUUCUUUGAACCAAGUUCCCACUUUUUCUGUUGAUUUGGAUAUGGGUUGCUGUUUUUAGGGUUCUUUGGUUCAAAUUCGAUCAUCAAAAUGGCGCCUUUAUGCUCGUCUUGAUUGGGCGCUGAAGCGAGGCGGUUUGGUUCUGGGUAGGGGUUUUGGGGGCUGCCUUUUGGUUUGGAACAUGAUUGAUUGAUGAUGUUUUCUUGUAGAUUUUGUUCCCAAAAUUUUCCCGAAUUCAUUUGGUUUACGCGCUUGUUUCUUUGUUUACGGAGUGGAACUGUCAACAUUUUGGGAAUUUACUAGUGGUAGCUGUGCUCUAACCAGCUUUCCCUUGAUCUUUAGUCCCGGAAUUCGAUUAGUUUGAUUCUGUUUCUUGAUUGGUUUUGGCCGCUGUUCUUCGUCCUUGUGUGGAUAAAAGCCGGAUGGUGCUAAAUUAGGUAUUUUUCCUGUGAGGUAAAUAAGUACUUAAUGGCCAGCAAAAGCAUGCAACCAUAUUGGCCUGUAUGCCGGAAACCCUUCUUGUUCUGUCUCUCCCUCGCCACUAUCCUGGUUCUGCCCUAUCUCCUCUUCUGGGGUUACGCUGGCAAACCCCUCGUCAACCAUGUUUUGCCGAAAGAGAAGAUCUUUUCCAUGAUCGAGAGCCAGAGCACCCCUUCAAGGGACCAUGAGGACGAGCCCUCGUUGUCCACGGACUCGACUUUCUUGGAUCAGAAUGGACCAGCCGAUGAAGAGCUUGAGCGAUGUGACCCGAGCAAGGCGGUCUUGAAGGUUUUCAUGUAUGAUUUGCCUCCUGAGUUUCACUUUGGUCUCAUGAGCUGGAAUGACGAUGGCAAUAGUGUGUGGCCGGACAUACGGACCAAGAUCCCAGACUAUCCUGGUGGGUUGAAUCUUCAGCACAGCAUUGAGUACUGGCUGACGCUGGAUCUUUUGUCUUCAAAAUUCUCCGAUCCGAGUGGCCCUUGCAGUGCUGUCAGGGUUGAGGAUUCUCGUGAAGCUGAUGUUGUGUUUGUGCCUUUCUUUUCGUCUUUGAGCUACAAUCGGCAUUCGAAGAUAAUUCCACCUAAAACAGUCAGCACAAACAAGUUGUUGCAGAAGAAGUUGGUGCAGUUUUUAACAGCUCAAAAGGAGUGGAAAAGGUCAGGGGGGCGAGAUCACAUCAUAAUGGCACACCAUCCAAACAGCAUGUUAGAUGCUCGGACAAAGUUGUGGCCAUGCAUGUUCAUUCUUGCAGAUUUCGGGCGCUACUUUCCCCAUGUAGCCAAUGUGGAGAAAGACGUAAUUGCUCCCUACAAGCAUUUGAUCACGACCUUUGUCAACGACUCGUCUGGCUUUGAUGAUCGCCCUACUUUAUUGUAUUUUCAAGGAGCUAUCUACAGGAAAGAUGGAGGAUCAAUUCGGCAAGAGCUAUUUUAUCUUCUGAGAGAUGAGAAAGAUGUGCAUUUUUCAUUCGGAAGCAUUGGUGGGAAUGGAAUCAGUGAAGCCACCCGUGGGAUGCAUGCAUCAAAAUUCUGUCUAAAUAUUGCCGGUGACACCCCAUCUUCUAAUCGACUCUUUGAUGCCAUAGCUAGCCACUGCAUCCCGGUCAUCAUCAGCGAUGACAUCGAGCUCCCAUAUGAAGAUAUCCUUGACUAUUCCAAGUUUUGCGUCUUUGUGCGUACAUCUGAUGCUGUUAAGAAAGGCUUUCUGAUUAAAUUGAUCAGAGGUAUAAGCCGAGAGGACUGGACCCAGAUGUGGCAAAGGUUGAAGGAGGUCGAAGGCUACUAUGAAUUCCAGUACCCAUCUAAGAAAGAUGAUGCAGUACAAAUGAUUUGGCAGGCAGUGGCCAGAAAGGUGCCAGCAAUUCGACUCAAAGUACACAGAUCAAGGCGAUUCUCUCGGUUCGAUGUAUCAAAUAGGACAAGUACCCCAUUUAAAGUCUUCAUAUAGUUCAUCCACCUCACAGUUGCCCUUGGCAUCAAACAUCUUCCACCUUGCCCAAUGGAUAUCUCAGCAAUUUAUUUCCUCCUUGGACUUUGUAAAGUGGCAUGCGGCUGGGAGGGCAUGUUGUAUUCUACAUAUGGAUUCCGAGAACAAGUCUUGUGUUAGGACUGAAAUCAGUAGGGAAUUAGUUGUGGUAUUAUCCAUAUUUGCUUUACUUAUUGGGAGAGAGACUCUGUUGGUCUCUACCCUAAUCCAAAGUUCAUUCUUGAAGAAUAUGAUAUUGUUGUAACAGCCAAAGCAUGGCCACAUUUGUUGACAGAUCCAAAGUGUAGCUGUUGUCA